AAUCUAUACAUACACACCACAUAUACUUUACAUACAGAGUAUACAAACACACAUAGAAAGUAAAAAGUCACCGCCCCCCUCCACCACAUCUCCGCCAUGACCGGUUCCUCCGUUUCCUCUCGCAAGAUAUUAAGCAAAAUAGCAACAAAUAGACUACAAAAGGAACUGACAGAGUGGCAGAUCAAUCCACCUUCUGGUUUCUCCCAUAAAGUCACCGACAAUCUUCAACGGUGGGUGAUUGAAGUCAAUGGAGCUCAAGGUACUAUUUAUGCUAAUGAAAAAUACCAACUUCAAGUCGAUUUCCCCGAAAACUAUCCCAUGGAAGCUCCCCAGGUUAUAUUUUUGCAUCCUGCGCCGCUUCAUCCUCAUAUCUAUAGCAACGGCCAUAUUUGUUUAGAUAUUUUAUACGAUUCGUGGUCACCAGCGAUGACUGUUGGAUCAAUCUGCAUUAGCAUUCUGUCUAUGCUGUCAAGUUCUACAGUGAAGGAACGCCCAGAAGAUAAUGAUCGCUAUGUGAGAAACUGUAAAAAUGGUAGAUCUCCUAAGGAGACAAGAUGGUGGUUCCAUGACGAUAAAGUUUAAUUAAAAUGGCACACAACAUCUCAAUCAUUUGAUGUUCAAGGGAAUUUCUUAUUCACAUCAGGCGACUGCAAGCAUGCAAAGAAAAUGAAUGAUGUGCCACCUCCUUCUCAUAUCUGUAAAUGAAGAGCAAAUUUUCUUGUUUGUUUGCUCAAAAUGUAAGGAUUGACUUACUCUCUUCUAUAAUAUCAAGGUCUUGUACCUAUGAAAGUACUUCCCGUAAGUUUUAUUUUUGAAUCUAAGCGCUUAAAUGUAAUGAGAUUUCAAAGGGGAUUAUAGAUUUGUACCAACAAAAUACAUUUACUUGGUGUCAUUCUUCAA
This is a messenger RNA of Erigeron canadensis, 900 nucleotides long. RefSeq names its product probable ubiquitin-conjugating enzyme E2 16. The transcript has 6 exons. NCBI's taxonomy places the organism in Eukaryota, Viridiplantae, Streptophyta, Magnoliopsida, Asterales, Asteraceae. The record is from RefSeq and is a predicted model, not a curated record. The coding region runs from base 97 to 582 and encodes 161 amino acids.